Molecule: messenger RNA, 8662 nt
Organism: Acinonyx jubatus (cheetah)
Lineage: Eukaryota; Metazoa; Chordata; Mammalia; Carnivora; Felidae
Product: olfactory receptor 52L1
Exons: 1
Coding region: 4146-5141 (331 amino acids)
Biological process (GO): G protein-coupled receptor signaling pathway
Cellular component (GO): membrane
Molecular function (GO): G protein-coupled receptor activity; olfactory receptor activity
Source: RefSeq, a predicted model, not a curated record
AAAUGACUUUGCUUCAUGGGCAGGAGUGGAAGAAAGGGCUGCUGGAGAUGCACAGUAGCUAUAGGAUUGCAGAGGAAGAGGAUGAAUGACAUUUAUUACCAAUGAGUGUAGAGUUUCUAUGUGCUUUGACUAAACUCAUUUUAAACAAUAUUCAUAUGAAUAUGUUGUAUUAGUAUAAAAUCUUGAUGGUAUGAGCAGGUACUGUUGUUCAGCUCUUACUGCAUGGUACCUUGAACCAUUGAGAAAAAAAAUCUUUGCUCAUAAAGUCUCUCAUUUAAUUUUUACAAAAUGUAUAUGAAGCUGGUUCUCUCAUAUCCAUUUUUUUCUGACAAAAAUUUUAUACUUCUACUAAGUGAGGACAUUACAUUUUCUCACACUUGUCAUACUCUGGUUUGGUAGUAUGUUCACUGUUCUUGUUCCCCAAAGCAAUUUUUAGGAUUUUCCCCCUGGAAAAACAGACUAGCAAACAAGCAUGGACUAGUGCUUUUGCUGUUCAUGUCAUUCAUACAGAUCAUUCUCUACCACUCUUUGGUACUGGUGUCUCUCCUUGUUGCUCUUCUUCAUUAAAUGAUGACUAAGUUAAUGUCUUCCCUAUUUUUGGCCUCCCAUUACCCUGGUGUGAGACUUCAGGAAUCAUGCGAAUGACCUAUUGAACACUCUGUUUUCAUAUUCUUGAUUUCUUUCUUCCAAAUAUACCUACCUCAUUUGCCCAUUUUCACAACAUAUCCUUGAACCUCUCUGGAGAUCACUGUGUCUCUAACACAUCUCCUAGCAUCUGUGCUUUACCUCUUCCUAUAUGUAUUCCUAGCAUGAUACUGAGAUUCUGAUCGUGUCUCAAACUUGUGCUUGAAAUCUUCAGUAUCUCCACUUUCCACUGUUCUUUAACAUGACCUAAAAAUACUACUAUGGUUUCUGCUUAUGAACCAGGCUCAGUUCCUGAGUACUACAUCCCAAAUUUCAUGAUUCUUUCAAGUCUUUGACAAAACCAAGCUCCCUUCCUUCUCGCCUCAGAAAUUCUGUAUCCUGAGCAUACUCCCAUACUUCCCUUCACUUUUAACCCAUUCUUCUGGUCACUAACUUGAGUUAGGGGGGGCUUUUCUGCACUCCCUAGAAUUAGAAGUUCAUAUAGUAAGAGUAUUAUAUGAUUGUCAUACUGUAGUUUUAAUUUAUAACCCUUGUAACUGUUACUAGGUUUCUGUGAUCACAUAUAUAAUGUAUACUCUGUCAUGAGCCAUGAUGACAAGAGUUAUCAUAUUAUUUGUUUUGUUUCACAUAUAGUAGUGUAUAUGGAUCUGGUAGAUAUUUAAUACAUAUUGAAUGCCUUAAUGAAUAAAUGAGGCUUUGCACUAGCUAUGAAUUAAAUACAUGUUGGCUGGAUGAAUGGAAAGACUGCAACUGAAGCAUUAUUCCAAAGGAGAAUGUGGCCACUGAGGUGGACCAUAAGUGCUGUAUCAGAGGUGGACCAAGGGAAGGGUCUGCUUGAUAUUGGGGAGAUAUUAUAAAGGAGGUCUUAGCCAUCUCAUUAGGAACUCUGAGAAUCAGUAUUUUCCCCAUACUUGCCAUGAUAUUGGGGUUGAUAUUCAUGGGCCUGUCACAGUCUCUCAGAAGAGAGGCAGAAAGCUUAAGUCACCUGAGACAGGUGGUAUUAACUUAGGUUGGAUCCUCUAGAAACAGACAUUGAGGCAGAGAUUUGCAUGCAGGAAUCUUAUUGUGAAGUAUACUUUGGAGUGACAUCUAUCAGGGAGUGAGGGAAACAGGACAGAAAAUACAAAAAAGUUAAACUGAUCCUGUAACCCCAGCUGCCUGAGCUGAUUCCAUGGGGCUGCUCUUGGGCUGAGAUGGUCCUUCACUAUUGCUUCAAAAGAGAGAGGUUCGGGUCUUUGUAUUUGUACUUAGAGUGGUUAUUGGGUAAGAGCUACACUCAGAAAGGAAAAGUAAUCUUGAAUGAGUCAGCUCUUUGUCCAAGGGAGAGUGAUUCAAUUGUGAGCUUUUAGCAGCCAACACUCUCAGCAGAUGGGAGGAAUGAACAUGUUUAGCCUUUAAAGAAUUUAUUGCUCUGAGUGUGACCUGUGUGAAUGAGAAACCUGAGCUUAAAGUGAAAUGCGGGCUUUCCUAGCUCACUGAGAAUGAAGCUGCCUCUGGCAGACAUCAAGGUGGACAGGCUUAGGGGUGAUGACCAACACUGGACAGAUGGGCCACCUGAUCAGGUGCAUGUGCCACUCCCUGCUCUGCCUCUCUGCCCAACCAGCUAUCCCUGGGGUAGUUGACUUAGCUCUGUGUGUCCCCAGCCAAUCUGGAUGCUAAUUUUGGCUCUGUCCGGAGGUGUCUGUGUGUCCUCUGGGAUCUGACAAUUGGUAAUAACAUCUUGCCUGCCCAAUACCUUAUUCACAGUCACCGGCCCUACCUUGGGGAAGUAGCAAGAAUGGAUGUGUCUUUCAUGGUACGAUUACAGAACUAGGUAUAAAUUUGUGCACUAUUUAUAGAAUAAUCUAUAUACCAGAACUUUAUACAUAUCAUUUAAUUAAUAUUUAUAAUAAACAAGUGUGAUUUGUGUUAUUUGCUCUACAAUCAGAUGAGGAAAUCUAUACUCAGAUAGUUUAAGUAUCCUGCCAUGGUUUCAUUUGUAGAAUAUGAAAAGGGCAGAAUUUAACCUUAGUUGUCUGCCUACAAAGCUUGUGUUUAUCCCACUGUACUGUGAAGCCUCUGCCAGCCAGCUUAUAAUUAUCAAGUUUAAUAAGAAAUUGUUCUUUUCUUAAGACAAACCAUUAAGACACUGAAAAGAUUUCUGUAAUUAUGUAAAACAGAAAACUGUGGAUAAAGAUAAAAAGAUCACAAAAUAAAGUGCUUCUGACAUGACUAGUAUGUUCCUAAUACAGCUAAUGAGUCCUUCUAAAAGACAGUAGCCAAGAGCCUAUGAAUUUUGAAGGAUGAGAAAGUCCAAUUCAGAUAAAAGAGGAAGAAAGAAUACAUUAAAGUUACAUGUAAAAUAAAUUGGUGUGCUCGUAUAAUUCCAACAUUGGAAUCAUUCAAGCAAAACAUAUGUGUGGAAAAGUGCUAAGUAUAAGUCAAAUUAAUACAAAAGAUAGCCUUUGAAAACUUUGCUUGCCAGUCAGUUAUGAUAUUAGUCCAUGGAUUAAAUGGACAAAAGGAUUUUAAUCUCAGAAGUGAUAUGAUGACUUUUGAAUUUCAGAUAUAUUUUAUAAUCCUCUGCCUUAAGAAUGCAGUGUGGAAGAAAGGGUUAAUGAGAAGGCCAGAGGAUCUAAGGAAAUAAUCCAGGUGAUAAACGUUAGGAGUAUGCACUAGGCAGUGACCCUAGGGGUUGAGAAGAAUGAGUGGAUCAAAAGGGGUUGAAAUUCAGUCAACAGGAGUGGUGACAAAGUAAAAGGAGAUAUAAAAAUGAAUAAGAAUGAUUUCAGGUUUCUACAUUGGGUUAGAUAGGUAGAUAUAGUGAUUAUAUAGAGAGAAGAUAAAGGAGGUAGAGUGUAUUUAGGGAGAAUAAACAAUUUGAUUCAGUCUUGAAUAUGUUGAGUGUGUGCUAUAGACAUUGAUGUAUAGAUAAGUGGAAAAUGGAUUUGUAUUUCAGAAAGGUAUUUGAAUUAGAAACCUAGAUUUGGAAGAUAUUAGACUAUAUAAGUGGUUUAAAUAUUGUAAAUGGAUGAACUCAAUCAGAGAAAAUGUACAGAACUGAGAAGGGAGGAGAGGAUGAAGCCCUGGAAUCAAUAACAUAUAAUGGACAGAUAGAUGGAGAAGGUGUUGGGAUGGAGGACAUAGGAGGAACACAGUAGAGUGCUGUGUCGUGGAAACUGAGGGAAAAUACUUAAAAAAAAAAUAACAGAUUGAUUUAUUGUGUUCAGUAAUGGCAAGAGGUGAUAUAGAGGAUCCAUUCAAGUGGACAUUCCAAAUUAGAAGUCAUUGAAUGGUAGUUUAGACAUCUCUAAGCAGCAUGAUUACUCUUACCUGUAAAUGAAAGUAGACCUAUCUUAAUUCAGGCAUGUGGAUGUCUCACCUUAAAGACAUUAUCUCAAGAACAGGGGAUUCUCUGUAUCUCACUUUAUUCUUUUGUGUUUCACUUUCAGGUUCUGUCUUCUCAUGAAGGUGGUAGCCAGAGGUAGACACUGUGAUAACCCCCCAGCAAUGGAGAAAUCAUGAUUUUUGUUUCUUUUCUCUCUUCCUUCUCUAAGCCAUUGACGAUGGCCCUUAGUAAUUCCAGCUGGAGGCUACUGCAGCCUUCUUUUUUCCUGAUGGGCAUCCCCGGUUUAGAGGAAAGCCAGCACUGGAUAGCAAUGCCGCUGAGUGUCCUUUAUCUCUUUGCUGUAAUGGGCAAUGUCACCAUCAUCUUUAUCAUCUGGACUGACCCAUCCUUGCACCAGCCUAUGUACCUCUUCCUGGCCAUGCUGUCUGGCAUUGACCUGGUGCUGGCGUCCUCCACUGCACCCAAAACCCUUGCAGUACUCCUGGUUCAUGCCCAUGAGAUUGGGUACACUGUCUGCCUGACCCAAAUGUUCUUCAUCCAUGCGUUCUCUUCCAUGGAGUCAGGUGUGCUUGUGGCCAUGGCUCUGGAUCGCUAUGUAGCCAUUUGUCACCCUCUGCACCAUUCCACCAUCUUGCAUCCAGGGAUCAUAGGGCGCAUUGGAAUGGCAGUGCUGGUACGGGGGUUACUCCUCCUCCUCCCCUUCCCUAUCCUGUUGCGGAGACUUAUCUUCUGCCAGGCCACCGUCAUAGGCCAUGCCUAUUGUGAACAUAUGGCUGUGGUGAAACUUGCCUGCUCAGAAACCACAGUGAACCGAGCUUAUGGGUUGGCAGUGGCUCUGCUUGUGGUUGGGCUAGAUGUCGUGGCCAUUGGUAUUUCCUAUGCCUUCAUCCUCCAGACAGUGCUGAAAGUACCAGGGGGUGAGGCCCGACUUAAGGCCUUUAGCACAUGUGGGUCUCACAUUUGUGUCAUCCUGAUCUUCUAUGUUCCUGGAAUAUUCUCCUUCCUCACUCACCGCUUUGGCCACCAUGUACCCCAUCAUGUCCAUGUUCUUCUGGCCACACUCUACCUCCUCGUGCCACCUGCACUCAAUCCUCUUGUCUAUGGGGUGAAGACUCAGCAGAUCCGCCAGCGAGUACUCAGGGUAUUCUCCCUAAAAGGAUGGAUCUGAACACGUCCCAGUUAUUAUUUUCUGAGGCUCCUGUCAAAGGUACUGCCUGGAGUCCAUGGCUGGUCUAAGCUAUGUGGGUAGAGACCAUUGCACAGUGAGGGGUCCUUCCAGUCCUGCUAUCUCAUGGCAAAGAACACCCCUGGGCACUGGCUCCAUCACUUAUUGGAUUACUUGGAUAGCAGGAUUUGUGAUUAUUUUUCCCAUCCUUUUUUUUUACUCUUGAUACCAAUAUUUAUAUACUCCUUGUGGUGAGGGACUGGGAGAUAAAGUCAAUAGAUAAUAGCUCUGGAUAUGCCAUUUUUUCUGCCUUCACCCAAUGAUUGUGGAACAUUGUCUAGUAAGGGAAUGGGAAGUCCCAACCUUUGUCUGGUUUUAGAUUUAAAGUGUCUUGAACUUUCAAAAAGCUGGAGCUCUAGGGCACUGGUUUUCUUUGUAGUAAGAGAAUGUCUCUCAUAGCGUUUGAGAUGUCCACUAUGUGAGAAAACACCUGUAUUACAAUAUGUUUCUCAUUUACUUAAACAGACCUAAGGGGGACAAUACUGUAAUAGGCUCUAUAAAUAAUAUGUUAUGAUCCAUAUUUUUAUUUUUUAUUUUGCUUAAAAUUAAAAAAAAUGUUUAUUUUUGAGAGACAGACAGAGUGCUAGUGGGGGAAGGGCAGAGAGAGAGGGAGACAGAGAAUCUGAAGCAGGCUCCAGGCUGUCAGCACAGAGCUAGACACGGGGGCUGGAACUCACAAACCGCAAGAUCAUGACCCAUUCUGAAGUUGGUGCUUAACUGACUGAGCCACCCAGGUGCCCCUGAUCCUUAUUUUUAAAAUAUAAAGAUAUAUGUAUAUAGUGGAUUUCUUUUUUAAAAAGUUUUAUUUAUAUUUUUUAUUUAUUAUAUUUAAAUUCAUUUAUAUUUUUUACUUAGGAAAGAAGGGAAUAAGACCAAGUAUUGAAUAUAUGUAUGUUUAUGAAUAUUAAUUUAACAAAGCAAAAGUAAUCAUGUAAUUAUUAUUAUCUAAUAACUAUAACGUUCUAGAAGCUGGUGUUGGUAAAUUUUUAUUAUAAUUAUAGAUUAUUAUUAUUAUAUUUAUUGACAAAUAUAGAACUAGUUAUGCCACUUGAGAGUAGAAAUUUCUCUUUCUGAAAUGUGGAUAUGGAAUGAUGUUCAUUAGAUCCCACCCCACCUUUUGGUAACAGGAGCUAGGUUAAACUUACAACAGAAUUGUCAUAAUUGGUGUGUUGCAUCCUAUUUGUUGGACAUUGCCCUAAAAUAUUACUUAACUUUUGUGUUCCUAAAAAGUAGCACAUUUUGUUCGGUUCUGGAAGAAGCAAGUCACUGCUGCCUUGAGGUAGGAUACUGUGGGGUCAGUGGACUCCACAGUGGUCAAAAGGGGGGAAUGGAUGAGUUAGUGUUCCAGUUUCCCCUUUCUUGGUAAAUUUCACUCCUAAUAAAUAGUUUUCAGGUACAGAGACUGAGUAGGAAAUCUUCAGUUUGGGUGAAUUAGGGAGGAAUUGUAUGAGUUCUUAUUGUAGGAACAAUUACAUGUUCUCAUCACGUUGGUUGUAGGCGCAGGACUUGAACUCUGGUGAGUUGUCCUGAGGAAGCCCAGGCUGUGGUGUAUGUUGUAUCCCAUUCACUAGAAAACAACUAUGUUGGCUCUAGAGGUACUUUGUUUAGGAAGGUUAUUCAAAGUAGCUGUUUGUUCUCUCAUCCCAUUUACACUAUUUGUGGAUUUUUGGGAUGUGGGUAUGAUGGUGGGAUCUGAAGAGCUUCUUGGGUCACAAGAUGGAAACAUGUACUGAAGAUGGCAGAACAACACUGUAGAAGAGCCUGUGUUCGCAAUGCUCUCUGGGCCACCAACCCUGACUUAAACUUGAGACAGAAACUUGUUUAGUAGGUUAAGUCCCCUACUAUAAUUUGGAGAAUCUUUUUUUUUUUUUUAAUGUUUAUUUAUUUUUGAGAAAGAGAGACAGAGACAGAAUGUGAGUUGGGGAGGAGCAGAGAGAGAGGAGGCAUGGAAUCCAAAGCAGGCUCCAGGCUCUGAGCUGUCAGCGCAGAGCCUGACUUAGAGCUUGAACUCAAGAGCCAUGAGGUCAUGACCUGAGCUGAAGUUGGAUGCUUAACCAACUGACCACCCAGGUGCCCCCAAAUCCCAAAUAGGCUCUGGCUGUCAGCAGCCUCUCCCCCACUCAUGCUGUCUCCGUUUCAAAUAAAUAAACUAAAAAAAAGGACAUUUAAAAAUAUUACUACAUAUUUUAUAAAUUUUUUUUCUACUUUCACUCCUAUCUGUAAAGGAUUAGCUUUUCUGCUUGUUUAACAUCGUCCUUCCUUUUCACGAGACCAGUGUUCUUCAACUGUCUGUAGAUUCUUUUAUCUGUCUAUUCAUCGAUGAGACUUACUGGUUUAGAUAGGUGGUGACAGUUUCCUCAGAGGCUGUGAAGGUUACAGCUCCUGUUUUCUGGCUGUAAGACUCUGUAGGUCAUUGUGCUGCGGUGUGCUAACAGGUAGAAUUCCCCUCUGGUCGUUAAGAAGAAAAUGAAAGGUGUACCAAGUUCCCUCUUUUUCUGCUGAAAUAGAGAAGCUUUUAUACCUGGAACCAGAGAUGGUACAGUACACUAUGCUGAUAUGUGGAGCUACCUCUCCAUACAUCUUGUCCAUUUCUAGCGAGUACCCUACCUUGGAAUUGAUUUUGAUUGUAUCUGGCCUCACUGCAAUGACAGGGUUUGGGGGUCAGCAGCAUCUUCUUUUUAUAUAGGGAGAUUAUGUCCUAGCCACGUUGUGCGCAUAGAACACUACACUGAUACAGCUGUCCAGCCCAUACAAGAAUAAUGACCUCAUGAAUUCAUGAAGGAUAUCUUUCAAUUUCUGUCACCAUUUCCAUUGACUCUAAGCUUGGCAUAUUCUCUGAUCUUUUAAUGAACACAUUUCCCAUCUCUACAUCAAGAUUUAACUUGUCCAGUUUCUCCUUCCCUAAUUCAUAAUUCUCUACACAACUACCGACAUUGGUUUGCAGCCUCUUCAUUCUGGUUUUUCUGUGAAGCCAAUCCUAUGUGACUUAUGAAUACCAGAAAUUUCCCAAGUAUUUGAACUGAUAAUUGUACACUUUCCUAUAUCUAGUACUGGUAUUUAAUUAUCUUAUUUUCAUAUUUCUUUAGCCAUUAAAGAGAAACAUUGGCAGAUGUGGGAAGUAAAUCAUGUUUUCAGUCCAACAUCUUGAAUCAGAAUUAUUACAAUUUUAAUUUAAUCUUGUGAUAUUACUUGUGUUGCAUGCAUUUUAUGUGCUAGACUAGACGCCAGGAAGACAGGAGUCUCUUAUGUGUCAUUUACUUCUCAAUACCAAGUGCCUGACUUACUCCCCAACACAACAAACCUAUUAAUAAUUAUUUGUGGUACAGGAUGAAUGCACAAACUUGAUAUCCCUGGUGUGAAUGCUUUCUUUCUAUCUUUUUUUUUUUGGUGACUUUUAGUGUGCUUUUCUGUUUGGGAGGACAGAUCUCCCAUCCUAGAAUUAGAUGCUCCUCAUUUGAGGGAGA